GACGAUUUGUCAAGCGGCUGAUAGCGGCUUGUGCAAUGAUUAGAACCUAACCUUACUCAUUGAUAAUUUAAAAUUUAUUUCAUCAUCACAUUAUAUUUAUCCUCAACAACAACACAUAGUGCUAAUUAAUAGUAAGGCAUAAUGGUGGUGUCUGAAGAAACUCAACCUACCGUGGAAGGGGAUGCAGUAAAAAGUAAAAAGGCAGCAAAGAAAGCUGCCAAAGCAGCUGAGAAACAACAAAAAAAGGCUGAACAUAAGGGAACAGUCGUUCAAAACGAAGCACCAGAAGUGGACGUAUCUGAAGGAAAAUACGGUAACUUGAAGCUGAUUCAGUCAACCGGUGAACACAGAGACCGCGUGUACACCGAUGUCAAGGAUCUUGGGGUUCAUUUGGAUGGCAAGGAAGUUUGGGUCAGAGCUCGCCUGCAGACAUCAAGAGCUAAAGGGAAGCAGUGUUUCGCGGUUCUCCGACAGAACUCGAGUACUGUUCAACUGAUUAUAAGCGUGAAUGAAGAAUUGGGUAUCAGCAAACAAAUGGUGAAGUUUACGGGCAAUAUAACGAAGGAGUCGAUAGUGGACGUGCAAGCGCUGGUGGUGCGCACCGCGGCCCCGGUGGAGGCGUGCUCCGUGCGCGACGUGGAGCUGUCGGCGCGGGCGCUGUGGCGCGUGUCCGCCGCGAGGGCCCAGCUGCCGCUGCUGGUGGAGGACGCGGCGCGCCCGGAGACUGACGACCCCGAAAGUCUGAAGAUCAGAGUCAACCAAGACACGAGGCUGGACAAUCGUGUGUUAGACUUGAGAACGCCAGCCAACCAAGCCAUCUUUCGGAUUGAAGCGGGCGUAUGCAGGCUUUUCAGAGAUAUCUUGACUAAGAGAGGCUUCGUGGAAAUCCACACGCCGAAGAUAAUAUCUGCGGCGUCUGAGGGCGGCGCCAACGUGUUCACCGUGUCGUACUUCCGGAAUUCCGCCUACCUGGCGCAGAGCCCGCAGCUCUACAAGCAGAUGGCCAUCGCGGCCGACUUCGACAAGGUGUUCACAGUGGGGGCUGUCUUCCGCGCCGAGGACUCGAACACCCACCGACACUUGACCGAGUUCGUGGGCUUAGAUCUGGAGAUGUCCUUCAAGCAUCACUACCACGAGGUCCUGGACACCAUCGGGCAGACCUUCACCGACAUGUUCCGGGGUCUGCAGGAGCAGUUCGCGUCAGAGAUAGCGACAGUGGGCCAGCAGUACCCCGUGCAACCCUUCAAGUUCCUCGACCCUCCACUGAGGCUGGAGUUCCCGCAGGCGAUAGAGAUGUUGAAAGAGGCUGGUGUAACGGUGGGCGAGGAAGAUGACCUAUCAACGCCAGAUGAGAAGCUCCUCGGUCGUCUAGUGCGAGCGAAAUACGACACAGACUUCUACAUGCUGGACAAGUACCCGCUCGCUGUUAGACCGUUCUACACCAUGCCUGAUCCCAACAACCCCCGCGCAUCGAACUCAUACGACAUGUUCAUGCGAGGAGAGGAAAUCUUAAGCGGAGCUCAACGUAUCCACGACCCCGACCUACUCACUGAGAGGGCGAAGCACCACGGGAUCGAUAUCAGUAAAAUUGCAGCGUACAUCGAGUCCUUUAGACUGGGAUGUCCGCCGCAUGCUGGCGGCGGUAUAGGUCUAGAGCGUGUAGUGAUGCUGUUCCUGGGUCUAGACAACAUCCGCAAGACGUCCAUGUUCCCGCGAGACCCGAAGCGCGUCACUCCUUAGUGUAUUAUAUAUUUUAUUGUACAUUAUGUAUGAAAAGUUUUUAUAAAUAAAAAUGUAAUUUGUGUA
This is a messenger RNA of Melitaea cinxia (Glanville fritillary), 1806 nucleotides long. RefSeq names its product aspartate--tRNA ligase, cytoplasmic (gene AspRS). The record is from RefSeq and is a predicted model, not a curated record. The coding region runs from base 142 to 1740 and encodes 532 amino acids. Gene Ontology annotation, molecular function: ATP binding; aspartate-tRNA ligase activity; RNA binding. Lineage: Eukaryota; Metazoa; Arthropoda; Insecta; Lepidoptera; Nymphalidae. Gene Ontology annotation, cellular component: cytosol; aminoacyl-tRNA synthetase multienzyme complex; cytoplasm. The transcript is spliced from 13 exons. Gene Ontology annotation, biological process: aspartyl-tRNA aminoacylation.